AUGAGCGGGCUCCGAGCGCCCGGCGUGCGGCCGGUGCUGACCUGCCUGCUCCUGCUGGGGCUGCUCCUGCCCGCCGCCGCCGCGGGCGCGGGGUGCGAGCUGGAGGCUGCGGACGGCGGCGGCGGCCGGCGGGGAGGACGGGGCGGCGCGGCCGGCUCUGCGGCGGAGCCGGUGACAGAUCCCUGCAGUUCACUGAGCCCCCCGUGCUUUACUGAGGAGGACCGGUUCAGCCUGGAAGCUCUCCGCAUGAUCCAUAAGCAGAUGGAUGAUGACAAAGAUGGUGGAAUCGAAGUAGAUGAAAGUGAUGAGUUUCUAAGGGAAGAUAUGCAAUACAAGGAUGCCUCAAAUAAACAUAGUCACCUGCACAGAGAAGACAAGCAUAUCACCAUUGAGGAUCUGUGGAAACGCUGGAAAACAUCUGAAGUUCAUAACUGGACUCAAGAGGACACUCUUCAGUGGCUCUCAGAUUUUGUUGAAUUGCCCCAAUAUGAAAAGAAUUUUAGAGACAGCAAUGUCAAUGGAACAACACUUCCCAGGAUAGCAGUGAAUGAACAUGCUUUCAUGAUCUCUCACUUGAAAAUAAUUGACCGGAGUCAUAGACAGAAGCUUCAGCUUAAAGCCUUGGAUGUUGUUUUAUUUGGACCUCUCACUCGUCCCCCUCACAACUGGAUGAAGGAUUUUAUAUUAACAGUUUCUAUAGUUAUUGGUUUUGGAGGCUGCUGGUUUGCAUAUACACAGAACAGAACCUCAAGAGAACAUAUCACAAAAAUGAUGAAGGACUUAGAAAGUCUCCAAACAGCAGAGCAAAGUCUUCUUGACUUGCAGGAAAGGCUUGAAAAGGCACAAGAAGAGAAUAGAAACGUUGCUGUUGAAAAGCAAAAUCUGGAGCGCAAAAUGAUGGAUGAGAUCAAUGAUGCAAAACGUGAAGCUCAUCGCCUCAGGGAACUGAGAGAGGGAGCUGAAUGUGAGCUCAGCAGGCUCAAAUAUGCAGAGGAAGAGUUAGUACAGGUUCGUAUGGCUUUAAAAAAGGCUGAGAAGGAGUUUGAGUUGAGAAGUAAUUGGUCUGUUCCUGAGGCUUUGCAGAAGUGGCUUCAGUUAACACACGAAGUUGAAGUACAAUAUUACAAUAUCAAAAGACAGCAUGCAGAAAUGCAAUUAGCAAUUGCUAAAGAUGAGGCAGAAAAGAUAAAAAAGAAGAGAAGCACUGUAUUUGGAACAUUACAUGUUGCACACAGCUCCUCCCUGGAUGAAGUGGACCAUAAAAUUCUUGAAGCAAAGAAAGCACUCUCUGAGUUGACGACGUGUUUGCGGGAGCGUCUUUAUCGAUGGCAGCAGAUUGAGAAGAUUUGUGGGUUUCAAAUCGCACACAAUUCUGGGCUACCAAGCUUGACCUCCUCUCUCUACUCUGAUCACAGCUGGGUAGUUAUGCCUCGAGUUUCCAUUCCUCCCUACCCAAUUGCAGGGGGAGUUGAUGACUUAGAUGAAGACACUCCUCCAAUAGUUUCACAGUUUCAUGGGUCCAUUGUAAAAGCUCCCAGCACUCUGGCAAGAAGCAGUAGCUUGUGUAGAUCAAGACGCAGUGUUGUGCCAUCAUCUCCACAGUCUCAGCACGCUCUGCACUCCCCUGACCCUGACAUCCUCUCUGUGUCGAGCUGCCCAGCUCUCUAUCGAACUGAAGAGGAGGAGGAAGCCAUUUACUUCUCUGCUGAUAAACAAUGGGAAGUACAGGAAACAGGUUCGGAAUGUGACUCCUUAAAUUCAUCCAUUGGAAGAAAACAGUCUCCUCCAGCAAGUCUUGAGAUGUACCAGACAAUUUCUCCUCAGAAAGUAUCACCAGAAGAAUUCUCACUUGAGGAAUCAUCUACAGGAGACUCCUCCUCUCUGACUGCAGAUGUUUCUAGGGGCUCUCCUGACUGUGUAGGCAUGGCAGAAACUAAGAGCAUGAUCUUUAGUCCUGCAAGCAAAGUUUAUAAUGGAAUCCUGGAGAAGUCUUGCAGCAUGAACCAGCUUUCAACUGGGAUCCCAGUCCCAAAGCCUCGUCACACCUCGUGUUCCUCGACCGGCAGUGAUAGCAAACCCAGCCAUGAAGCUGCUUCUGUCCCCAGGAUAAGCAGCAUCCCACAGGACCUCUACCAGAAUGGUGAAAAAAAUAAAAAGCCAUCAAAAAUAAAAAACCUCUUUAAGAAGAAGUGUAAGUGAGGUGGGCAGAAGAAAACCUAUAGUAAUAUUAUAAGAACUCUAUUUUUUAAAUCUUUAGGAAUGUAAUUCCUUUUGAGCAUCCCAGAGUGGAUGCCCUAAUGGAAUACUCUGUAGGUCACCUAUAUUUAAUGACUGUACUGUCAACGGUUGUGCCAGCUGUCAAUGAGAAAUCAUUAAAACGUUCAGACAGUUUA
Agelaius phoeniceus (red-winged blackbird) is the source of this 2393-nucleotide messenger RNA. It is a transcript of the gene STIM2, whose product is annotated as stromal interaction molecule 2. The record is from RefSeq and is a predicted model, not a curated record. Gene Ontology annotation, biological process: activation of store-operated calcium channel activity; store-operated calcium entry; intracellular calcium ion homeostasis. Gene Ontology annotation, cellular component: endoplasmic reticulum; plasma membrane. Gene Ontology annotation, molecular function: protein binding; calcium channel regulator activity; calcium ion binding. Lineage: Eukaryota; Metazoa; Chordata; Aves; Passeriformes; Icteridae.